AAACAGCUGUAGCAGAAGCCUCGCCCGGCUCUGCCCUAAAAGAGAACCGCAAACCAGUUAACUCCUGCUGUGCCGCAGCCUCUCUCUCUCUCAGGGGAAAUAAACAGGGCGCGGAGUUGGAAGAGAAUCGGAGCUCAGUUCGCAGCCCCUGCUGUUUGGGCCUCACUGUGCAUCAGUGGAGGGCGGAGUUUCAGCUUUGGAGGAGAAACUGAAGGGUGUGUAACAGAUCUGGUACAGUAGAGCUCAGCAUCCCAACAACUGCUCGAGGAGGAUGCUGGGAGUUGUAGUUAUACACAAUGAACAGUGUGAUUGGAAAACAAGCCGUGUCUCUUGGAAUCAGAGCAGCCAGCGGAGCCCCCAGGUUGGGAUUAUGGGCGCCGGUUCUCAGCCAUCCCCAGCCCUUGAUUAGGGUCUGCCACACAGCUGCUGGUGGCGGGCACCCAGCCAAGUCUCAGGCCAUCAAGAAGAGGGGCUAUGACAUCACCAGGAACCCCUAUCUCAACAAGGGAAUGGCAUUUACACUUGAAGAGCGGCUCCAGCUGGGCAUUCAUGGCCUCCUCCCUCCCUGCUUCCUCAGCCAAGAUGUGCAAGUCCUUCGAGUUAUGAAAAGUUAUGAAACCAAGUCCAGCGAUCUAGACAAAUAUAUCAUCCUGAUGACCUUACAAGACAGGAACGAGAAGCUUUUCUACCGUGUCCUUACCUCUGACAUUGAGAGGUUCAUGCCCAUUGUGUACACGCCAACUGUUGGACUGGCUUGCCAACAAUAUGGACUUGCUUUCAGGAGACCACGAGGUUUAUUUAUUACUAUUCAUGACAAAGGUCACAUUGCAACCAUGCUGAACUCAUGGCCAGAAGAAGAUAUUAAGGCAAUAGUAGUGACAGAUGGAGAGCGCAUCCUCGGCCUUGGCGAUCUAGGAGGCUACGGCAUGGGAAUCCCUGUUGGAAAGCUUGCGCUAUACACGGCUUGCGGCGGCGUCCACCCGCAGCAGUGUCUUCCCGUACUUCUUGACGUAGGCACUGACAAUGAGGCUCUUUUGAAUGAUCCCCUAUAUAUUGGGCUAAAGCACAAGCGGGUUCGUGGGAAGGAGUACGAUGAGCUGAUUGAUGAGUUUAUGCAAGCGGUGUCUAACAAGUAUGGGAUGAACUGCCUGAUCCAGUUUGAGGACUUUGCCAACUCCAAUGCAUUCCGUCUGCUGAACAAGUAUAGGAACAAGUACUGCACCUUCAAUGAUGAUAUUCAAGGGACGGCCUCGGUGGCAGUUGCGGGUAUACUGGCAGCACUUCGCAUCACAAAUAAUAAGCUUUCUGAUCAUAAAUUUGUGUUCCAAGGAGCUGGGGAGGCUGCUAUGGGGAUUGCAACACUUAUUACAAUGGCUAUGGAAAAAGAAGGAACCUCCAGGGAAGACGCUAUAAAGAAGAUCUGGAUGGUUGAUUCAAAGGGACUGAUAGUAAAGGGAAGGGGCAAUCUCAACCAUGAAAAAGAAGUGUUUGCCCAAGAUCACCCUCAAGUAAAAACCUUGGAGGAAGCUGUGCAGAUCCUGAAGCCAACUGCUAUCAUAGGUGUAGCUGCAAUCAGCGGAGCCUUUACAGAAAAGAUCAUAAAGGACAUGGCCGCUUUCAAUGAACGACCAAUAAUAUUCGCUCUUAGCAACCCAACGAGUAAGGCCGAAUGUACAGCAGAGCAGUGUUACCAGCUGACUGAGGGUCGGGGAAUAUUCGCGAGUGGAAGCCCUUUCUCUAAGGUGACUCUUGCAAACGGCCAAACAUUUUACCCUGGGCAGGGUAACAACGCCUACGUAUUCCCUGGUGUGGCGCUGGGCGUCAUUGCAUGCGGAGUCCGUCACAUCUCAGAGGAUUUGUUCCUCACAACAGCUGAGAUGAUCGCAGAGAUGGUUACAGCUGAAAAUUUAGCAGAAGGAAGGCUUUAUCCUCCCCUGAGUUCCAUCAGAGACGUGUCCUUCAAAAUUGCUGUCAAAAUUGUAGAUUACGCCUACAAAAACAACAUGGCUUCCUGGUACCCCGAGCCGGCGGAUAAGGAGUCUUUUGUCCGCUCCCUCAUUUACAGCCCCGAUUACGACUCAUUCACCAUCGACAGUUACCACUGGCCCACUAAGGCGAUGGAAAUCCAAGACGUAUAAUUCUAUGCAAACUUUUCUUUUCUAUUCUUUCUCUUCAUUCUGAGGACACACUAUUAAGAUAAUGUCCAACAAAGACGUUUCUCCGCCGCUGUAUUUCUGCUGAUGGAAAAAAUCGAAACUGCUCGUGUGGCUUCCCACUGCCAUUAAUGGUGGUUCUGCCCCAACUUGCUCUACAACAUGAUAAAGCACCACUGGGGUCAGGUGAUCUCCAUUAACUUGAAUGGUCGGCGGUUUUUUUCUGUUGGUGGAAAUACACUGGUGGGGAAACUGCCUUGUGCGACAUUAAAGUCAACACUCCGAGAGCUUCAGACGCAUACUAAUGAAUGCAGAUCCACACGUGAUGACUCUUAGGGGGCUAUUUAUUAACGUCUGAAUGCCAAAAACUUUGAAUUUUUCAUGAUUUAUUAUACCCCAAGAAUGGGAAAAGUCUGAAUCCGAAAUUACGGCAUCUCAGACCUGACGAGGUUGUAUCUAAGUCAAAGGGAGAAGUCCCAAAUAUAUCCUGAUCUGUGCUGGUUUUCGUGCCAAAAUCCGAAGAUUUCAUGGUUUUCAGUUAAAAACCUGAAUUUUUGGGCGAAAAUUCAGAAAAAAUUCACACGAUUAGAAUUUUCGGACGAUUUUCACAAUUUUUUCAUGUUUUUUUUCUAGGGACGCUCCGAAUCCACUAUUUGGGAAUUGCCUGAAUCCCCGAAUACUUUGUUAAAGAUUCGCCUGAAUACUGAACCCAAUCCUAAUUUGCAUAUGCAAAUUAGAGGCAGGAAAGGAAAAAUAAUGCUUUACUUCCUUGUUUUGAGGCGAAAAGUCACGUGAUGUACCUUCCCACGCCUAAUUUACAUAUGCAAAUUCGGAUUCAGUUUCGCCCACACACAAGGAUUCAGCCAAAUCCAAAUCAUGAAAAAGGCCGAAUCCCGGACCGAAUCUUGGAUUCAGUGCAUCCCUAUUUUUUUUUCCCCGAACUGGAAUUUUUGGGGAAAAUAACGGGAAAUAACCCGUGCGAUUUGGUCAGAGUAUAUUUCAGAAAAUAAUGGGAUAAAUUUGGAGUAAAGGGUUUUUUUUAAUCAGAACCAGCAAGUGGACAUUAAUAUAUUUUUCCAUGGAUCAUAUGGAUAUUGUUGUGCAGCUGCUAAUCAGUCGUUCUAAAUGAAGUUUAUUUUUCCCUUAAUAUAAACCUAAAAUAAAUGCCUCCUGUAUCCAACAGAAGCCGAGAAGCCGUCCUGUAGCGUUUUUUUAAAAGCUGUUUGAUUAUGUUCCCCAGUAAAUUAGAUGAUAUUAAUAUUCCCCCCCAGCGCAACCUACAAGUCCUGCCCUUUUCCUUGAAAAGUCUCCCCUUUUGGGGCGUAUCAAUGUGGAUGAUGGGGGGGGACUUGUGUCCUGUAUCUGCACUGAGCUGUUUUAUGUCUCUUCUCUUAAUCAUGACUCCUCCAUCUUCUACUGUAUCUCUCCCACUUUUAACUUUUGUUCUCUACGUAUUAAAUUGCUGUCGAGAUUGUAAAGAAAAAAAAAUGUGCAAGUGAUUUUAUGGAAAGAUGUUUUUUAUUUUCUCCCUUUGAGUUAUAAAUCUCCUUGUGUCUCA
Messenger RNA from Xenopus laevis (African clawed frog), 3711 nucleotides. It is a transcript of the gene me3.L, whose product is annotated as malic enzyme 3, NADP(+)-dependent, mitochondrial L homeolog. Gene Ontology annotation, cellular component: mitochondrion. Bases 297 to 2138 code for a protein of 613 amino acids. Gene Ontology annotation, biological process: malate metabolic process. The transcript is spliced from 15 exons. The record is from RefSeq and is a predicted model, not a curated record. Gene Ontology annotation, molecular function: NAD binding; malic enzyme activity; oxidoreductase activity, acting on the CH-OH group of donors, NAD or NADP as acceptor. Lineage: Eukaryota; Metazoa; Chordata; Amphibia; Anura; Pipidae.